This is a messenger RNA of Sphaerodactylus townsendi, 1180 nucleotides long. RefSeq names its product linkage group 11 C9orf152 homolog (gene LG11H9orf152). The transcript is spliced from 2 exons. The record is from RefSeq and is a predicted model, not a curated record. Lineage: Eukaryota; Metazoa; Chordata; Lepidosauria; Squamata; Sphaerodactylidae. The coding region runs from base 16 to 954 and encodes 312 amino acids.
UUCAGAACACAUUGCAUGUGUUUAAAGAAAAAGUUGGCAUCCGAUCAAAUUUGGCAGCUCCCCACCAGGUACAGAAGAGAGUCUGAUCAAUGCCAGAGAGCCUCGUUGCUUGUAACCUGUUCAGAUGUGGCCGACAGUCUUUGUUUGGAGGCAAGCAGAAUGAGAGAAAUGCCUUGUCUCUGCCUGUUUCUGUCUUUCUUAUGGGAGCAGAUGGUGAAGGCUUACAAAUAUAUGAGUGGUUUUUUCUUGGUGACUCAUCCGGCAAACCAGCCGGCCUCAGAUCGUUCUGGGCAGCCAACCAAGAUGGACGUAAGUUUACUCGAAGAGCAGUACGGCUCCCUCAAACAGAAGCAAAAGCUGCAGACUCACAUUAUUGUGUUUAAAACAGGUGAGCAUGAGAUGGUUCCUGAGGGACCCGUGGUCAGCACCGUCCUGGUAAACAAAAAGAUGAGGAAAACCAAAGCGUUUAAAGAACCCAUUCCCAUCAGGGAGGUCAGCCUCGGAUUGCCUUGCAGUGGUAACAUGCAAGAGAGUUCACCCUGGCGUAUCCAUCUGGGGAUCCACCGUCUUGUAGAAGGAGAGCACAGCAAAGCCCCUUGGGAGGUUGCCCAAAACGCAAACAGACAGAUUUAUGCCGACAGUGAAACGCCAUCGCAGGAGGAAAGCACAACCUCAAGCGAGGAAUUAUUAACAGGAAGUGAACAAUCCAUUGAGCCGGUCAGUAAACAGGGAAAUUCAAGCCCUGCCGAAAAGACCAAGAGCUCCAUCCCAGCUGGGUGCACAGAGGCGCCUAUGACGUCAAUGACUUCACCAGUGCGGACACGCUCAGAAAUAUCAGUCUCCAAGCUGGCCCCAGCAGCAGCCAGUAAGCUAGCCUACUACCCUUUCCCUCAGAAAAAAACACCCAGGAUUUCUGAAGCUGCAAGACGACUCGGGUUAUAUGUUUCGCCAUGAGAACGUUUCAGAAAAUAGCUGAUUAUCUGCUUAUAUUAGUUUUUUACAUUUUUAUUUCUAUAUUUUUAAAUGAAUUUAACGUUUUUAAGAGGUGAAUGGAUUUGUCGAUUUCACAAUGUACCCCUAAGUUAAUAUUUUAUCACCUUAGGAGGACCAUUGCAAAUAGUAUCAAUGUUGAAAUAUGUGAAAUAGUAGAGUUCAAAAAGGAGAAAAAUUAAACCUCUUG